This is a messenger RNA of Candidozyma auris, 510 nucleotides long. RefSeq names its product Erv25p (gene ERV25). Gene Ontology annotation, biological process: intracellular protein transport; Golgi organization; endoplasmic reticulum to Golgi vesicle-mediated transport. Gene Ontology annotation, cellular component: endoplasmic reticulum-Golgi intermediate compartment; endoplasmic reticulum; COPII-coated ER to Golgi transport vesicle. The transcript has a single exon. Lineage: Eukaryota; Fungi; Ascomycota; Pichiomycetes; Serinales; Metschnikowiaceae. The coding region runs from base 1 to 510 and encodes 169 amino acids. The record is from RefSeq and is a predicted model, not a curated record.
AUGGUGGUGGUGAAUCUCAAAACCACCGGUUAUCGUGGCGACGGGCAAAGGUUGCAAUUGAUCGUCCAGGAUACUCUCGGAAACCGAUUUUACAAAAAGGAUGAUAUCAGCGGCGAUGUGAGAGCGGUGUUCACCACUCAGGAGGCUUCUGCCAUUGACAUAUGUCUCACCAAUCGUGUCGAGCCUGGCCGUAACAGAGUGUACUUAACCAGAGAGGUGGAGAUUGAGGUUGAGAGUGGUGCUGCUGCUAGAGACUGGAACGCUAUUCAGGCGGCCGAAAGAUUGCAGCCAAAUGAGAUUGAGUUGAAGAGAAUUGCCGAAAUGACCUCUGAGAUCGCUGACCACUUACAGUACUUGAAGCGUAGAGAGGAGAGAAUGAGAGAUACCAAUGAGAGCACGAACUCCAGAGUCAAGUGGUUUUCUAUCAUCAUAAUCUUCUCCUUGCUUGGCUUGGGUGGCUGGCAAAUCCAAUACUUAAGGCAUUACUUCAAGGUGAAACAUAUCAUUUAG